AUGCAUCAAAGUAAUGGCCAGGUUGAGCGAUACUGUAGAACAGUAUUGAAUAUGAUUCGUGUGGAAGCUAAUUUUCGACAGGAAGCUUGGUCUGAUGUUUUAUGGAAAAUACAGCUCACCUUAAACCUUACGAAACAAAAGUCAACUCAAUAUUCGCCUCUAAAUCUGUUGACGGGUAACGAAGCUGUGACACCCAUCAUACCAUCCAUAGUGCGAGAUGUGGCUUUGGAAGGAAAGAGCCCGAAUCGAGAAUCAUUACGUAAUCGUUACGUGAACUUGCCCGUCAACCAAGAUGUAGUUUUUGUGCCUAAAAGCAAUCAAUUGACUGGUAAACUGGAUUCAGGGAUGAAAGGACCCUAUAAAGUCAUGAGGGCCUUGCCACAUGAUCGAUAUGAAUUGAAACUAUUAGCUGGGUCGUAUGGAAAGGUCACACAAGCAGCGGCUGCAUAUAUGACGUUAUGGCAUGGUGAAUGGACGCCAGAAGUAUGUACAUCCUUCUUUGAGUGUGAUAAUGAAGAUCCCAAGGACGGUGUUGUUGCAGGCCCAUCAAAUUACACGUACAACUCCUUGAUACAACCGGAAGAAGAAGCGGGCGAGGACGCGCCGCAGUCAGGAGAGGCCGUGUUAGCAUAA
Molecule: messenger RNA, 633 nt
Organism: Megachile rotundata (alfalfa leafcutting bee)
Lineage: Eukaryota; Metazoa; Arthropoda; Insecta; Hymenoptera; Megachilidae
Source: RefSeq, a predicted model, not a curated record